CAUGAGCCUGGCAAGAAGUCGAACACUUUAAAUUUGCUGCCGGAGGAGAGUAACUGUGCUCGUGUCUCCAAUCAUCUGUAGAAGAUUUAACACCGAUCAAUCAAAUUCUUCAAAAUGCCGAGCAUUGUACACGAGCAUACCGGCCCCUUCAAGAAGGCUACCUUUGGAAUGGGGUGCUUUUGGGCUAACGACUGUCUUUUUGGCGCACAGCAGGGCGUCAUCAGGACAAGAGUUGGCUACUCCGGCGGCACCACACCUGACCCAGUCUACAGAAACAUUGACGUUCCAAGCACUAGCGGUCAAACAAAGCCUAAAUCUUCUGUAAAGGAUAGGGGAGAUCACACUGAAGUCGUAGAAAUUGACUACGACCCCAAACUAAUUAGCUACGAUGAACUUCUGGAACUUUUCUGGGAAAACCACGAGUACGGUCUCACCACUAUAAUCAAGAGACAAUACAUGUCACUGAUUUUGUACCACGACGAAGACCAGAAAAGAUUGGCCGAGAUUUCGUACAAAAAACAAGAGAACAAACGCAAAGAAAAACUUACAACUGAAAUCGCCCCAGCUGGCCCCUUCUACCCUGCUGAAGAUUACCAUCAAAAAUACAGAUUGCAAGGACACGCUAUCCUUUGCGAAGAUCUCGGCAUGACUCCUGAACUGUUGCAAACAUCCCACAUCGCGGCCAGACUUAACGGAUACGUGGCAGGUGUUGGUAAGAUAGAAGACCUGGAGAGAGAGGCAGUCAAGUUCGGCUUCACAGAUAAAAUUACUGCGUACGUCAGGAAGCAGAUGCAAGAAAAUGAAGGCGGAAGUUUGUACUGCUAAUGGGAAUCUCCACUAAAUUAUCUAAAUAAUAGUUCAGUGAUAUAUACCAACAUAGACGCAUGUGAAUAAGUUAAUAUUUUUUAAAUAUACAGAAAAUUUAUAGGACAGUAUUAAUGUUAUGAAACGUUGAAUGUUUUCUUUUUGGUUAUAAAAUAUUCUUUUAAUGUUUUUAUGAAUAUUGAGAAAAAAUAUAUGUUUACUAUUA
Messenger RNA from Aethina tumida (small hive beetle), 1030 nucleotides. RefSeq names its product peptide methionine sulfoxide reductase (gene MsrA). The record is from RefSeq and is a predicted model, not a curated record. The coding region runs from base 115 to 825 and encodes 236 amino acids. NCBI's taxonomy places the organism in Eukaryota, Metazoa, Arthropoda, Insecta, Coleoptera, Nitidulidae. Gene Ontology annotation, molecular function: peptide-methionine (S)-S-oxide reductase activity. The transcript has 6 exons. Gene Ontology annotation, cellular component: cytoplasm. Gene Ontology annotation, biological process: cellular response to oxidative stress.